Messenger RNA from Penicillium brasilianum, 3018 nucleotides. The record is from the annotation of a GenBank genome assembly. Lineage: Eukaryota; Fungi; Ascomycota; Eurotiomycetes; Eurotiales; Aspergillaceae.
AAAAAAAGAAAGCUGGGAUUCGACCCUGCCAGAAUCUCGGGCUCUGAUCGGUGCAAUACAUUUUAGCGUGAGAUCGUCUUUCUUUCCUCCUCUUUUCCCGGCCUGUCCAUUAUUUCCCCCCCUCUCACCACAGAGAAGUCUGUUUCUGUGUCCCCCCAAUCACCGGCUACGACGAAUCCAACCAACCGCUCACUUUACCACCACCAACCACCAUCUUUCCUCCAUCGGCCCUUCUUGAGCUUCCGGCCCCUCCAAACAUCCUCUUGCAGAAUCCCCUUCUGCCCCCUCUCCACUUUCCUUUCGCCCCCAUUUUCCUUACUACUGUGCUGCGCUUUCUCGACUCUGCAAAGGAAUUGGUACUCGCCGUACUGGGUCCCUGUCAGCGGUUUCGCCAACCUUCAUUUCUCUCUGCACGGUCGUUACCACUUGCAUUGACUACGCCUUCCAAUCCGUCCCCAAUUGGUCCCGCUCGCACGUCGUUUGGAGAAUAUGCAAUAGCCUUCGAGCGCCGUCUAUAUACCCUCGAAUUCACUUUUUGGGAACAACAAAUUCUACCGACGCAACCUGGUCUCCGAUAUACCUUCAUUCGAGCUUCUCCCAUCUCCCGGUUGAAACACGUUGGAGCUCCUGUUCUUGUCGCCAUGGACUCCGUCGCCCACCGACCGUGGGAGCGUGUCUCCUCGGGCCCUCAAACACCUGCCGCCUCGAAUCAGACGUUACCCUCGAUCUCGACGUUAACCGCGAGCAUGGGCACUGCCAUCAACCCGUCCGAGAAGUCCCCCGGCAACUCCUCCUUGAACACGAUCGAACGAGACUCGGGGAAUUGGUCAAUGCCGCAAAGCACAAGUAGGACUCCCCCCGGGGCGGAUUGGGCGCGGCAUGCUGACCCUUCAGGAUCCUCAACCUACUCGACCGCGACCAAUGGAACCGGCAACAACUAUCCAUCCCUCACGUUCCUGACCUCAACCUCCCAACCCUCCCCAAAUCGGGGCCACGUCGCGCCAGACCGGUCGCCGUACGCGCACGAUCAAUCAACGACUCCUUCCUCGGCCGGCGCGCAACAACCUUCGCCCAGCUUCAACACCACUCUGCCAAACUCGGCGCUCCCUUCGAUUAACCAGAAUUUUGAUGCCUCAUCGCAUCGCAACAGUGUAGCCGAGGUACCUGAGUCGCGUCGGAGUAGCGUGGAUAGUCGUGUGAACCAAGGCAUCAGUUCGUUGGCGAUCAACCCGGCCUCGCCGUACCACAGUACGAAUGCCUCGCAGUCCUCGAUCGUCUCGAGUCUUCAGCGAGAAAGGGGGAUUUCCACCGACAUGAACUCGUACCGGGGCCCGCGGUACUCGGGGGGUAGCCAGCCUUUGUCCCCCUUGGGACCUCGACCGGGCGAGCACCGAUCGUUCGCGGCUGGGCGUACGGCACCUGCGAUCUCGUCCAACCCGCGUUCGGAGAUUUACAACGCCGAGGCACCCACGGCGGGUAUGGCGUACGCUUUCCCGGAUCCCGAUGUUGCUCGAUCGAGCUCGAUCUCAUCCACGGAGAAGUCCAGCCAGCCUUUCUCUCGGAAGGGGAGUACGGCGGAGUCCCUGAACAGCAUGUACUCUGAGCGCAUGCCACGAGGACAACACGAACUACCUCCCAAUGUGCACCACCACUCGCUGCAGCAUAAACAGGUUCGCGAUCUAAUUGGGGAAUCCGAGUCCGGCGCCGGCAACACACCAUACAGUCGAACGCCCGAGCUGCGCGUCACGCACAAACUCGCAGAGCGCAAACGCCGCAGUGAGAUGAAAGACUGCUUCGAGGCUCUUCGCAUGCGCCUCCCGCAAACCCAGAACAACAAGUCCAGCAAGUGGGAGACGCUCAGCCGGGCCAUCGAAUAUAUCAACUCGCUCGAGAAGAACUUGGCCACUGCACGUCGCGAGAACUCGGUGAUGCGAACGGAAAUGGAGGAAAUGCGCGCUCAAUUCUCCCAACAACAGGCUCACGGCCCAUCGCGAUCGGGGUCUAUAUUCGAACACCACGCGAUGGCGACGACCCCGACGAACGGACAACCACCGGGUCCAGCCUUUGGCGGCUUCGGAAACGGGGCCGGUAUGGCCCCGGAGCAGCCGCGGACACUACCACCGCUCAUGAAUGGCUCGGCUGCGAUGCAGGGCAUUCAGUAUACUGAUGAGCGGCGGUAGAGUGGGACCGGGGCCCGGGGAAUCAACUGCGGGUUUUUGUGUUACCGGUACCCUUAAACUUUACCGAUUGCCAUGGGGACUCCAUGGAUGAGAAAUGACUAGUCAUGCUGCGAGACGCACUCUCAACCCCACGACUUCUUUUUUAUAUCACAUUGCCAUUCCAAGAUAUCCUCGUUAUUUAGACAUGGAAACCUGGACGGCGGUUUUUCGAGUAACCGAUUCGGGGCUUGAAAAUCCCAGGUUUCCUUUUUUCGUUUCCUUUCCGUCUCUUUUCUUUUUCGUCCCCCUUGUCUCUUCUUGGGGGAGGUGUGGCCUUCUUCUUCUGUUCAGUCCCGUCUUUGGACUCGGACUUGGCACUUGGCACUUGGUGCUCUGCGUAUUGUUCUUUUCCUUGUGUGUCAUCAAUCAUACCCGCAAUUGCUCCAUUGCUUCUCCACCUCAAACCAUUUUCCCUUCUUGGAUGUUUUCUUUCUUUUUCUUUCCGUCGUUCCUGCUCUGUUUGGCGGUCUGUGAUGUAACUGCUAUAGCGUCAUUGGUAUACUGCAUGUGUUGGACAUGAUUAGGGAGGGGGUCGGGUUGGACACUGGGAAUCGGGUUUUGGGCAUCUGGGAAUGACCAGUGUUUUGUGUUAGUAAUGUGUGCUUUUUUUUGCGUUCUCUCUCUCUCUCUCUCUCUCUCUCUCUCUCUCCUGUGUCCAACUCGAUUGCGAGUGUGUACCAAAUAUCCAGAAUCGUGCCAUGGGCACGCGAUUUGAUAUCCUCAUACUUUGUUUCCUUAUAUACUCUUGGGCCCGCACCACGAAGAAAUCCAAACCCACCUUGCUCGAUGACUAGCAAAC